AUGGCCACCACGAGCGCGGAGACUCCUGCGCAGCCAGAGACGCAACAGACGGCAGAUCUUACGGUGUCGCUGCCUCUGCAAGACGCCGGAGCAGACGCCGACCAAGUUGCAAGCGCGGAGGUGGCUUCGGAGACGCAGGAGACGCAGCAGAAGCAGACCCAGAUUGACGCCCAGAGUGUAGCCAUGAAGAGCAGCGCAGACGGUGUCAGUAGCCGCACCAGCCACCCGAGAGCUGCAGCUGCAGCGGCCAAUGCCGAGAUGGUGAAGCAGGCCAAAGACGAGGAAACGCCAUUGAGCGUCGUGUUUGCCAAGGCCGCGAGCGAGGCAGCAGCCAGCAAACCACCACAACCCGCCCCAGCUAAAGAGGAAGAAGGUUCGCUGGGCAUGCUCAUGGCGACAGCUUUGUCCAGGACUAGUGACAAGAAGCGGUCGGGUGAGAUGGCUACACCUCCCGCUAAGAGGUCUCGAGUGGUGGGUAGCAAGAAUCAGCAGCCGCAGCGAGGCAAGAAGCGGCGACAAGCGCCCGUGUUUGAAGCUGCUCCGAUCAUCACGGACCUGCCGCCGCUGCCGUUCACGACCUCAAGUCCCGAGCUCAAGCUGAAGAACAAGAGCAAGAACAAGGCCAAGAAUAAGAACAAGUUAGCCACAAAGCCCACCAAGGCGAAGCAUUCGGCGGAAGAGGGAGCAGGAGAUGACGCCCGCCACUGUGAGUUCUGCAGGAAGGCGGACAAUGUGUGCGUGCUGAUGCACUGCCACGCGUGUCGUCGGGUGUACCACGCCAAGUGCUUCUGGCACGCGUUCAAGCCGUACGUUGAUGCGAAGGUGCCGAUUCUGGACCAGCUGGAGGAACUGCAGCUCAAGGCGCCUGAGCGUCGCGGCAACAUCUUCCGGUGUGCGUCGUGUAGAGCUGCGUUUGUGGAUUUUUGCGAGAGCGGCGGUUAUCUCUGGGAGUGUGACUGUCCCACGUGCGCGCAGCCUGAGAAGGUGAUUUUCUACCGGCAGCGGAAGCUGGUGCAGAUGAUGAACGACAUGGAGCUAGAGAAGCAGCGCAAGAAGGACCAGAAGGACAAAAGCAAGAAGAGCGGCACUGCGAAGCCACCGCCGACUUCGACGCCUAGCCGCUCCAACUCGACGUCACGCAGCCGACGUACACGAGGAGGCAGCGCAGCGCUGGAUGAAGGAGUGCUUAACGCGCGGACAACACAGCCUCCAACGUCACGGGGAGUGUCACCUGAGAGUCUUGACGUGAAGAUGGAAGAAGACAACAAUGCCGAAGGUCAACAGCCCGUGAAGGUGAAGUACGAGCCUGUUGGAGAGCCCGAGCAGCCUGAUCUGAAAGGGGACGAGCUUGUUGGCGCAGUGCGCGUACACCACGAACCCAAGACUGAGCGCUGGUGCUUCCCGAUCGUGUGCUCUCGGACAACGAGUCUGCGCGUCUCGGGUAUGAUGAAGCUGGGGACGUGCAAGUGGUCGCUCAAGAAGAGUGCCGUCAUUCAGUGCGCGUGCUGCGAUAAGCUGUUCAGCUAUCCCGAGUUCGUGCACCACACCGACAGCAGCUUGGUCAAGGACGCGAAGUGUGCGACGGAAGACCCGAUGCCGUACUUGUUCGUCGAGCACCGGGACACUUCGCUCCACACACCACUCGACGAUUUCCUGCCCGCUCUUAGGAGUUGGGCUGGUCGUCAGAGCGCGAAUAACACGCCCACCAAGUCGCGCAGAGGGCACGCGGUGAGGCAGGAGGCGGCUGCAGCUGUCGCAAUCCCCACGAUGACCAUGACGAACCCGGAGGCCGCCGCGGAAGCGCUGCCAGCCACAGUAUCCAGACUCCGUGUGCUCGCGCUAUUCAAACGCCCCAAGCCUCGAAGUGACAAGACUUCAACUGCGGCGCGCUUGUCGGACCCGCCAACUCUGGACUUUUUGGCGCAGGUGGUGUGUCUGUCGCCCAAGUACGUGAUGAACAUGUCGAACGGGAGCCUAGUAGACCGCGUGGUGAGGUCGAACACUUCGGUCCCCGACGACUCGUUCCCGCGCAAGUCCGGAUGGUUGGCCUUCAAUCGGUCCGCGACCAUGACACGCCAAGUCACUUGCACCUGCUGUGAAAAAUGGUUCAAUUUCGACACAUUCGUCGAUCACGCUGGCAUUACGCUGACCGAUCCGAAGAAGAAGGCACGCCAUCUAAUGUAUGUCGUGGAGCGGACGGACGAGUCUGCGUUGGUGCCGUUCACCUCGUUCGCGACGGACUUGGAGACUGUCGCCAAAGCCAACGGGCUGGAUUCGAUCCUGGACGAGCUCCACCCGCCACCUCCAUCCCCUCGACCUAUAUAA
Messenger RNA from Phytophthora sojae, 2325 nucleotides. RefSeq lists its product as hypothetical. The transcript has 5 exons. The coding region runs from base 1 to 2325 and encodes 774 amino acids. Lineage: Eukaryota; Oomycota; Peronosporomycetes; Peronosporales; Peronosporaceae. The record is from RefSeq and is a predicted model, not a curated record.